Messenger RNA from Glycine soja, 1961 nucleotides. Its product is annotated as TSL-kinase interacting protein 1-like. Gene Ontology annotation, molecular function: chromatin binding. NCBI's taxonomy places the organism in Eukaryota, Viridiplantae, Streptophyta, Magnoliopsida, Fabales, Fabaceae. The record is from RefSeq and is a predicted model, not a curated record. Bases 179 to 1585 code for a protein of 468 amino acids. Gene Ontology annotation, biological process: pattern specification process. Gene Ontology annotation, cellular component: nucleus. The transcript is spliced from 9 exons.
AACUUUUCAACAUUCAUUCAUUCCCGCGCACACUGUUUAUGUUUCUGUUCCUUCCUUCUCUCUCUGCGAUUCCGUUCAGUUAUUCCUGCCUCCGUCGGAGCUUCUCGAAGAACAGUAGGUACUGAAAGCAAGUUUGGAUGAUUUUUGUUUCAUGAAUUUUCUGGAAGGGUGAACUAUCAUGACAACAGGUAGAUCACUAGACAGGAAAGUUGUGAAGGCUUCUGGAAAGUGCAAUGCAAAGACAGGAUUCAUUGGAGUGAGAAAUUCUCCCAAAAGAACAAAUAAAUUGGAUCAAAAAGCAAGAGGAUGCGGUCAGGAGUUGACUGAUAAAGAGAAUCAGUAUUUUCCAUUUAAGGAACCUAUGAGAAAGUGCCCAGAACUUCCCAACAAGUGUACUUUUCUUACAGAAAAGAGAGAGGCUAUUGAACUUCAUCCUGGACAAAUGCUCACUUCCGCAAAAAUCAAGUUACAACUUUUUCCAAUUAAUGAAGGAACUCGGAUAGGACUUGAAAAGGAUGGGCAUAAUCCUUAUUUAGAACUCACACUUAGAGGUCGAAAGAAAAUAUGUUCAAUACUAAAACACCUUGGAAAGAAGUGGGGAAGUUCAAGUAUAGCCAAAGGGGAGCUUAUACUUUUUCCAUAUAAUAUAAUGGAAAAUCUAUCUGGCUGCAGAAGGUGGACAAUUAAUGAUAGUGACACAACAGCCUCUGCUGUUUAUACUGCUGUUGGAAGCCCUGCACUCUUCCGGUUGAAGUAUGGCUGGUUCUACAUGCUUGAACCCGGGUCUUUUGGUAUACCUUCCACUCCAACUCCCUAUAAGCCUGUUGUAGCUGGAAGCGGCAAUGCUAAUUUAGAGGAGACUUUAUGUGGUGAGCGGGACAAGGUUAGGAUAAGCAAAGAAUACAAAGCAACUGAAGUGGGCAAUGCAGCAAGUGAAACUGUGUCUCAGAAAGUAGAAAACGCAACUGUUGAUCCUAUGGAUAAUGAGCCAAGAAUAAGUAGUAGCCUUCAACAGCCAUCAUCUGCAUGGAUUGAUAGUCUAAGCAAUAUAAGCAUUGGGGGCCUCCUGUCUGAAGCGUCAUUAUUUGGCGGGCUUGAUCCAAAAUCAUUUGCUGGCAUACAGCCAUGUGAUAUAACUUCUGAUUCAUUGGAUGCUUUUAUUGCUGCUGCUCAAAUUAAUAAUCGCCCAGUUCCAAGACUGCCUGCUGAUGACUUGCGCACAUCUAUUUUAGAUGCUGAAGAAACAUGCCAUGCAUUUCCUCUUCGAAAGUUAUCUUCCCCAACAGAUGUGCAGGCAGCUUGUGGCAAUGAUUAUUCUGCAGUGCGCAGUCAGGAUGUUUCUUCAAACUUAUUAAAGUUUUCAAAUGCAGACAAGGUCAAUGAUCAAGAUGGAGCUUCACAAAAUCCUCCAUCCGGGAAGACUCAGACAGACUUGUUACUUUCUUCACGCCCAUAUGAUGAUGAUAGAAGUCUUGGGUUAACAGGCAUCAAUUGGAAUGAUUCUAUGGGACCUUUUGAUCUUGGCAUGCCGGCUCAGAAGCUUAAUGGUGGAGACAAUCUUAGUAUUGGUGGAUUUGUUAAAUAACAGCUCUUAGAUGCAUAAUUUGUUGACCGAAUGACUCCAUUUCGAAGAUUCGUUCUUAGGAAAAAGAAGAAAAAGAAAAUUGUACAUAAUAGAAAUACUUGCCGAAGAUACGAGCCUGACAGAAUACUGAUUACUUAGCUGUGUCAGGUUUAAACUUUAAACCAUAGCCUGUGAGGGGACUAAUAUUUAGCUGUUUUGCAUUGUCUUUGCUUUGGUCCUAUAAUAGUUUGUCAACAAUGUACCUAUUUGGUUCGGCUUAAAUGUAAUUAUAAUGAUCAUGCUAUACUUUUGAACCUUUCAUCUUACUCUGGAAUAGACUAUCUUAUUUGGUGCGAAUGGGAAGACAUCUAAGUGAAAGAAAAUGAUUGCUAUUCAA